Molecule: messenger RNA, 1194 nt
Organism: Fusarium fujikuroi IMI 58289
Lineage: Eukaryota; Fungi; Ascomycota; Sordariomycetes; Hypocreales; Nectriaceae
Exons: 1
Coding region: 1-1194 (397 amino acids)
Biological process (GO): carbohydrate metabolic process
Cellular component (GO): extracellular region
Molecular function (GO): cellulose binding
Source: RefSeq, a predicted model, not a curated record
AUGCGUUUCUCUUCCGCUGCUGGCCUCAUGGCCCUCGCUACGUCGACCGUAGCCCACUCCAACUCCGCCACCUCCGAUCUCGACGGCUCCGUCUGGAAGACCCUUACACCUCUCAAAUCGCGCUCGUGGACCUCUAUCCCCCGAAACCGUCCCACCAAGCGCCAGUCCGGCUGGAACCCUCCCUCCGACCUCGCCACACCCCUCAAGGAAGUGUGGGACCACGAAGUCAAGACCUACAGCGACGCUCUCGGCUUCAAGAACUACGGCUGGGACCAAGUCAUUGCUGGAAAGGGCCAGCUCAACGUCUGCGUUCGCUGGGAGUCUAGCGCUUCUGUGACUGCUGAGCAGCGCACCAAGGUCGCCGCUGCUCUUCAGGACUCGUAUAAUGCUUGGAUGAAGUGGGUUUCGGGUUACGAUAACUUUCCUUACGAGGAGGUCAAGAUCAAUGUCGUUGGAUGGGCCGUCAAGAACAAGAGCCUUCUCCAGGGUUCUACUGAAGGUCUCGAUAUCUACACCGACACUGACGCCGAGGGCAUUCCCCAGUGUUCCGAGAAGUGCGGCCGUUUCUUCCACCAGGACGGUGACUACAGCAGCUGCCCCGGAGGCGCUGAGCGACACUACGAUAACUCCCUCUGGCUAACCGAUGGUAUGCAGGGCGGAGCCGGUGGUGAUUGGGGUCAGCGUAUUGGACGGGAGUACUUUAUGGAUCUCCUUGGUCAGAAGGACAUUCACAUUCUCGAGCAUGAGAUCGGCCAUACCUUUGCCCUUGACGACUUCUAUGACUGGACUCCCACCGGCCAGACCAACUUCAUCAUGCUUGCUGGUUCAUCCACCAAGGUUACUGACUUCGACGGCUGGAUGUUGAGGAACUGGUGGUACGAGCUUUCUCGCAAGCGCGGCUGGCAAUCUACUGCUUCUAGCUCUGCCUCGAAGGGUACUUCAACUGAGAAGGCUGUUACUCCCGUCUCAUCCAAGGCUGCUAGCACCAAGACUGCUGUUGCUAAGCCUACUACUACCACUGUCAAGCAGGCUGCUACCCAGACUGCGGCCAAGCCAGCCAAAGAGAACACCUCAAGCGGUACUGCCGGUGCUUACGCACAGUGCGGCGGCGGUGCUGGCUACACCGGUCCUACCAAGUGCGCUUCUGGUCUGAAGUGUACCAAGCACAGCGAGUGGUACUCUCAGUGCCUCUAA